AUGUUGAAUGAAGACCGUAGCGAUUUGGCUACAUCCAGCAAUCUACUGACUGAGCCUUUCGUACAUCGUGUCACGGACAUUGCUACUGAACACGCAGGUGCUAAUUGUGCCAACGUAGUCGCGAACGCUGACAGUACCGACAAUUGUCAAGCAGCUGAUUCGGAACUAGUGACGAGUUUGUUUUGCACAGGAUCUGGCAAGCAAGUCUCGAUUUGUAAGACAAAGUUAAAUGUGUAUGAAAAAAAAUUGUUGAAGGAAGACCCCAAAGAUCUAGCAGAUCAAUCGGCUACAACUAAUGUAAAUCAUAUCACGGAAAAUGGUGCUGAACAUGCAGGUGCUGAUGGUGCCAGCCGGAUUUCAAAUGUUAUUGGUUCCAAUCAUU
Molecule: messenger RNA, 382 nt
Organism: Plasmopara halstedii
Lineage: Eukaryota; Oomycota; Peronosporomycetes; Peronosporales; Peronosporaceae
Exons: 1
Source: RefSeq, a predicted model, not a curated record